AUGGUUGAGUCUCCCACCUCAUCGCAAACGGCAGCGCCUGCUCCACGCUUGGCAUCAUCUCCAUUCGACAAGCCUGACGCAGAUAUCGUCCUACGCAGCGCCGAUGGUGUCGAUUUUUGCGUACGCAGCCACAUUCUCAUCGAAGCUUCCCCAGUCUUCGAGUCCAUCCUCUCCAUCCCGCAACCCCAGAUGGACGGCCGCCCAAUCAUCGGCCUUACCGAGGACCACAAGACCCUCGACAUCAUCCUACGCAUCUGCUACCCCAUCGUGAAGCCCGAUUCGCCUCGCAGCUUGGGAGAGAUCGAGCUGGCGGUGAAGGCUGCGCUGAAGUACGAUACGGAGCUACCUUUGUCGGUGCUGAAAGGGGAGCUGUUUUCACUGUCUCCUACCAAUCCUACCGCAGUGUGGGCUAUAGAUUGCCGCACCGGCCUGGAGGACGUCGCACGCCGCGGUGCAGCCGAGAUUGUCGUUCGUCAGGCACCCCUCAAUGUUGCAGUCGGCGCCCUGGAGGGAGUCUCCGCAGGGGACUACUACCGCCUGCGCGAGUUCCAUCGCAAGGGAGGUAAAGUCGAAGAUAGCUUCCGGCUCAUUUCUUCCUCGACCGAGACGCCUUCUGAGGCCUCUGGGACAAGCGGUUAUGUUGCCGCUCCUCCUGAGGCCCCGUAUCCGGACCUGGUGUGUACCUCUUCCGAUGGCAUAGAAGUCCCGGCACACAGAGGUUUCUUAGCCUCCGCGUCGCCGGUCCUGAAGAGACAGAUCGAUGAUCUUUCCGAACCCACCUCCGAAUCAGAUCUCCCUGUCCUCCGGCUGAGCGAGCCCGCUCAGCUACUCAAGUCAUUGUUGGGGUUAUGCUAUCCGGGGCAGCUACCGGACUAUCGACCGUACCCCGCACAACUCGCCGCUAUCCUUGCAGCGCUUACGAGGUACGAGAUGCAAAGCCUUCGCAUCGCCAUUUUGCCACAGUGGGAGGAUCUGGCGAGAGCCGAGCCCUUGCGGGCUUACCUCAUCGCCUCUCGUGCACAGCUGCGAGAUUGUGCCACGACGGCGGCAGAACACACGCUGCACACCCCUCUCGAAGGGGGCUAUGUGGCUGAAAUGGAGAGUUCCCCAGCACGGGCUUACCACCAUCUUCUUACCUACCACGCGUCCUGCCGCGCCAUCGCAAAGGAAGUCCUCCAGUCUCUACUGACCACGUCGCUAAAGGUAUCGUCGGGCAACCCGCCUACACGAAAAGUACCUCGCCUGGAAGGCUGGGACGUAGAGUAUGUCGACUCCAAAUCGCCAGUGUCCCAAGAUGCCUGGUUGACCACAUACGUCGAGCAACUCGUCGCAAAGGCGGACAUCAACCCGAAAGACAUCCCGCUUGUCCCAUCAGCUUUCGACGCGGCAACGACAGCUAGGCAGUGGUGCACGCGUUGCGCCACCCUCGCUCAAAAGCUGUCUGUUCAAGAUGCAGCGGUGGAACUGGUGUUUUGA
Messenger RNA from Dichomitus squalens LYAD-421 SS1, 1476 nucleotides. RefSeq lists its product as uncharacterized. Gene Ontology annotation, molecular function: protein binding. The record is from RefSeq and is a predicted model, not a curated record. The transcript has 2 exons. Bases 1 to 1476 code for a protein of 491 amino acids. NCBI's taxonomy places the organism in Eukaryota, Fungi, Basidiomycota, Agaricomycetes, Polyporales, Polyporaceae.